Messenger RNA from Myxocyprinus asiaticus (Chinese sucker), 4822 nucleotides. RefSeq names its product growth arrest-specific protein 2-like. Gene Ontology annotation, cellular component: actin filament. NCBI's taxonomy places the organism in Eukaryota, Metazoa, Chordata, Actinopteri, Cypriniformes, Catostomidae. Gene Ontology annotation, biological process: actin crosslink formation. The coding region runs from base 53 to 1279 and encodes 408 amino acids. The record is from RefSeq and is a predicted model, not a curated record. The transcript has 8 exons. Gene Ontology annotation, molecular function: cytoskeletal adaptor activity; microtubule binding; actin filament binding.
CUGAAACUGCAUAGCUGAGGAGAACUGAGAGCAGGCCACUGUUUGAGUCAGUAUGAAUGUUCACUUCAGUCCCAGGCGGGAACCAGGACCUGACCUCUCCUGUCUGCAGCUGUACAACGAGUGGCUGGCAUGUAGGCAUAAGACCAGUCUGCUGCCCAUGAAAGAAGAUCUAGCUAUUUGGCUGAACAGAAUCCUUGGUUUGGAUAUAACAGCAGAUAAUUUAAUGGACAGCCUGGACACUGGGGUGGUCCUAUGUCAACUUGCUGAGGAGCUUCAAGAGAAGAUGAUUUUGGCUGAUAAUGGAAAGCCCUUUAUUCGGCAUGUGAUUCGCUGGCGGGCUGAUGCAACCGCUGGGUCGUUCUUUGCCCGGGACAAUGCAGCUAACUUUCUAUACUGGUGCUGUAAAAUUGGGAUGGCGCAGUCACAUCUCUUUGAAUCAGAAGAUCUAGUUCUUCAGAAGCAUCCCAGGGAUGUGUGCUUGUGUCUUAUGCAACUUGGAAGAAUUGCUUCAAGGUAUGGAGUUGAGCCUCCGGCACUGGUCAAGCUUGAGAGAGAAAUUGAGAAAGAUGAGUCUUUGUCACCUUCCAUGUUUUUUGACUCACCUUUCCCCUCUCCAUCAAAUCCACCUCUCUUUCUCCCUCCUGAUCCAGACCAACUUCCAAUCUUCACACCAUCUCCUCUCCCCACAUCUAUUUCUUCUGCCACCCCAUCUGCCUCGCCAACUCCUUCGCCUCCUCUAGACCCCUAUCCUUCUCCUCCUCUGGUCCCUACUCCUCCCCCAGAGUUAAUUUCCCUGUCUUCCAACUUCUCUGACUCAAACACCAAGUCAGAACCUCAGACCGCUUUACCCACCAUACCAUCACCCAUCAGCACACCUGUAAAAUCCCCACCAUCCACACCCACAAACUGCAUCACGAAGACCAAUGGGAAAAAGAGCACUGGUUGCCUGCUGGAUCAAAUUGUGAGGCAGAUAUCAGAGGACCCACCAUGCAAAUGUCCAGUCAAAUUCUGCAUUGAGAAGCAGCCUAAAGGCCAUUAUCGUGUUGGAGACAAAGUCCUCUAUGUCAGGAUGUUAAAUGAUAAACAUGCCAUGGUGCGAGUUGGUGGUGGAUGGGAGACCUUUGGUACGUACUUGCUAAAGCAUGACCCAUGCAGAAUGACUGUGAUCACAAGGCCUGGAACCAAAACCUGCAAGUCUAACGGCAAGUCCCCGGUCAAGAGAGAGCAGUCACGGGACAGUUAUCUGGUCGUUGGUACUCACUCCCACUUUAAGAAGUAAAUCUAUACGUUCUGGUUGGCAAGAGUGACUCACUAACUCUGUCUCUGUUAAAUCAAGAGUAGACUGAAUACAGACUUUUUUCUGUGGGAGGGAAGCAGCCCAGGUGUCUUUUUAAGCUUUUAAUUCAUCUUUCCUUUAAUGUUUUUUUUUUUUUUUUUUUUUUUGUAGAGGAAAAGGAAUGUUGAUGUAUGUUCAGCAGAUUGUUCUUAAGGAGUAUGAAUAUUUUAAUAAACAUCUCUCCUUUUAUUUACAAAUAUUAAGAAUAUCUCCAUCUCUCUCUUCUGAUGUGAAAUUAUUAAAAAACAUGAAGGGCAGGAUCUCAAAUAUCAAAUACUUUUUUGGGAAGAUUGAUUUCUUUUUACCUCUUGUUAUUUUAUUGAAACAUUUAAUGUUUAUGGAGGCCAUGUGCUGACUGUUUGAAUUUACAGAGACAAAAAUCUCAUGUCUUUGAGGAUCUAUUCUACUGUAAAUGGAGUUUGACAAUGUUCCACAAUCAUCCUCUAGGUGGCACUCUGUAUCAAAUUAUGAACUGUAUUUAGAACUAUGCAUGAAACUACUGCAAUACAAUUGCUCUGUGUAGAAGACUGUCUAGAGGGCUGAGGACAUUAUAUAAACUGGGUAGAUUACUUCUGAAUUGUAAUCUGGUACUGAUUACAAUUGUAUGAGUAUAAUUUUAGUCAGUAAAGUAAUCUUUUGGAUCACAGUUGUAGGUAAUCUAAUUUGAUUGCUUUUGAAUUACUUCUGACCUAUUUUUUUUAUUUGAUGUCACAUGCAUUUGAGUAGGAUGGUACCAUUUAGACAUAAUGCUUAAAUGCAUUAAAGAAAACAUAUGAUAUUGUGUGUGUGUGUGUGUGUGUGUGUGUUUUACUCGCUAUUUAUCUGGCACUUAAAAUGUUCUUACUCAUGAAACUUUGGCAUUACAAACACAAUCCAUUUGUGGUAACGGAUCAGACCAGUUAUAUUUGUGAAUCAACGUCACCAAAAAAAUGGUGGCAAAAAGCUUUAAGAUUUAAUGUACAUUUAUGAGCUGUAGGCUGAUUUACAAUUAAAAAUAAAAAUAUUUAAAAAGUUUACUGCAUUUUCCUGAUUAAUUUGUAAUCAUGUAAUACAUAAAAACUAACUGUAAUCUAAUUACCAGUAUUUUAAAAUGUAUUUGUAUCUAAUUACAAGUAUUUGAUUUUUGAAAUCUGAUUAUGUAAUUCAAAUUACAUGCACUCUUUUAUUUCCAACUGCCAGUUUCUCAGUUUUUGUAAACACAGGAUUAGUAAAGACACCAGUAAAUCAUUUCUUUAUGGACCACACUUUGUGUACAAGAGCAUUGUCAUGCUGGAACAGAAAAGGGCCUUACCUAAACCAUUGCCACAAGUUGAAAUCUCACAAUUCUAUACAAUGUCACUGUUUGUUGUAGCAUUAAGAUUAGUCUUCACUAGAAUAAUUGCAAUAACCAAACCUGUUUACUGUUGAAGGGGCUGUCCACAUACUUUUGGCCAAAUGGUGUAGAUGGCAUGUACUUAGCUCACAUAGCAAGCCAAAUUCAAGCCUGGUGGCCCUCUUCAAAAUAUUUUGAUCUUAUUAGUUUUAUGUUCAAUGACCUCUGAGAGAAACUUUUUGUAGCUGUGCAUUAUCAAAGCUAUUAAAUCUAACCAUCACAUUCCAAAAAUAUAUUUUACCUUAGCUAAAAUAUUUAAAAAAAUCUUAAAUUAAUAUGACGUCAUCAUGAAAUGCUACUAACAUUUUAUUUCUUAAAAUAAAAGUCAUUGUAAAAAAUGGACACAAAUCUAAAUACACUACAAAAAUGAAUCAAUAUGUCAGCAUGCGAGAAAAUGACGUUUUUCUUUUUUUCCCAACUCCAAUUAUGAGACGAUCCAGUAAAAACAGCUCAUACCCAGAACAUAAAUUAAAAGUGCUGCUACUUCAACUGCCAAAUAAAAUGGCAGCUUUUAUAAAAUGUCUCUUAUAUCCAAUUCUGUCAAUACUUAAUUAGAGAUCACACUCCACACAACACUUCCCUAUGUACCUGAAGGGUUUAUUUUUAUUAUUAGUUUGGCUCUGCUCUCCUUAUGUCAAUGACUGAAAUGAUUACACUUGGCCACAUUGCUCAGAAGCAACAUACAGACACAAAAUGUUUGUGCCAAUCAGCUAAACAGUCAUUUAUUCUGUUAUUCCAUUGAAGCGCCACAGUAUAUUACUCAGUUUACCCUCAGAUGACACCAAAUGUAAAUCACACAUUCAUUCCUCCAAAAAUGCAUACAGUAUUUGCAGUCUUAAAUGUCUCACCAUAACUAUUGCAUCUACCCCUUGCCCACCUUGAACAUCAACAUCAAUACAUUGUGCUCAGAAACUGGUCUGACUUCUGUGGAGAUCUGAGACUAUAAAUGUACAUUUGAUCAGGACAUGUGAAGCAUCGUUAAAUGAUUUACAGUAACUGUGCUUUUCUCAGUAGCAUCCUCAAUAAAUAAUAUCCAUUGGUGAGAGCAGAAUAAAUAUGAAUUAUUUAUAAAAAUGGGUAGAGACACACUCACUUUUAGAAAAGACAUUACUAGAUAAUUAUUAGAUUUAAGCCUCCAAUCCAGUUAGGGUUGUUUAAAAUAUUGUUUGGUUGUUUCAUGAUUUGUACAAACAUUACGUGAUGUAAACAUUAUAGCUUAUCAUGUGCCAUAUUUUAACCACCCCCCAAAAAACACGAUCCAACCAGGUGGCUCAAAACACCUGGGAUCCAUCCUCUAGGAUCCACCUACUCUAGUCAUUAAUUAUUCUGGUCCAAAAACUAACUUGUGUAAAUUGUGUACAUUACACGCUUUCUGACUUUGGAACUUAUUUCACUCUUUGUAAUUUAAUAUAACACUGAAGUCCCUUAGUAGCCUUUAAUAAUGCGCGCAACCAGAACUUUCAGUUUAUCUUGGAUAUCCAAAGUUUUCCUGACCAACCACUGGGCAGCACCAUGAUGAUUCUCAUUACUGGACUGUUUUCUGGUUCCGUUCUCCAUAAUAAGCAAUGGAAUAACUACCAAAACAAGCGAUCAAGAUUGAAAACAAUAACCAUUUUAAGUGUUAGUUGGAGUAAACAUGAGUUCAGACUCAACUUGUGCAGUUGUUGUCUGUCAUAACAAUUCAAAGUAGUUAAUGAUAUUAAAGGGAUAGUUUACCCAAAAAUGAAAAUUCUCUUAUCAUUAACUCAUCCUCAUGCCAUCUCAGAUGUGUAUGACUUUCUUUCUUCUGCUGAACACAAACAAAGUUUUUUAGAAGAAUAUCUCAGCUCUGUAGGUCCAUACAAUGCAAGUGAAUGGUGGCCAGAACUUUGAAGGUCCAAAAAACAUUUAAAGGCAGCAUAAAAGUCAACAAUACGACUCCAGUGGUUAAAUCCAUAUCUUCAGAGGAGAUAUGAUAGGUGUGGGUGAGAAACAAAUCAAUAUUUAAUUCCUUUUUUACUAUAAAUUUUCCUUCCGGCCCAGUAGGUGGCAGGGAAGAAUGUGAAAGUGAAAGUGGACAUUUAUAGUAAAAAGGACUUAAAUAUUGAUCUGUUUCUCACCCACACCUAUCAUAU